Lindgomyces ingoldianus is the source of this 3036-nucleotide messenger RNA. RefSeq names its product Het-C-domain-containing protein. Lineage: Eukaryota; Fungi; Ascomycota; Dothideomycetes; Pleosporales; Lindgomycetaceae. The record is from RefSeq and is a predicted model, not a curated record. The coding region runs from base 226 to 2736 and encodes 836 amino acids. The transcript is spliced from 4 exons.
CUUCAAUCAAGAAAGGAACUGGUGGGCGAAUGCAGCUUGCUUAAGCGGCGGGAAUCAUAGUGGAGCCACAAAUCGCACCGCCACAGAAGCGGCGUUAACGUCACGGCUGACUGGCCCGAAUGACCAACUUUUGCAACGACAGCUUCGACUUCUUUACUCCCUCUUAGCUUCUUUCAACUCUCUCCACUACACUUUCUGAAUCUGCUUUUUCUCGCUACUGUUGAAAUGGCUAUCUCGGGGAAGUAUGUCUUGCUGCUUGCGAUAGCUUUGCUUGUUCUCUUGCCAGGCAAAGCUGAAGCUUUUGGCGCCGGUAAUAUUGCGUCUAUCUCCAAGAUUGAAGGUCGAAACUGGCGCCAUGGAGACAUCGAAGAUAUGCUAGCGACUGUUGCGUGUCUGCGCGGUCACAAGUGGAACUCUAUGAUGAUUAAGCGCGUCUAUUUUGGAAAUUGGCUCCGAGACUACAGUCAGGCGGUUGACGUUGGUACACUCAAAAGCGUUCAAGCUGAAACUAUCCGAGUCCUAGUCUGGAUCCUCUCCUUCAUGUCUUUCGGCUAUGCCACGGGGGAAUUCGAAGUCACAGCCGACCGUCUGGGAGUCUACCGACCAGAAGAGCACAUUGACAACCCCAAGGACUACGCCGACAACCUCGACGCCCGGAAAUUCGACGCUCGCCUUCGUGGCCCUGUCACGAACGAUGAGUUGGCCGUGGACCCUCAAACCGGCAUGAAAAACUACAUCGCAAAUGAACGUGGCGGCUGGGCAACUUCGAGUGGCUACGUCAAGUUUUCCUUUGCCCGCGCCAUUCAUUUUGGCAGAAUGUACACUCACGGUCCGUCUGGCCAGCGUGGGCGUGAUCAAGAUCUUGCUGAGGCAUUGCGGUGUCUGGGACAGGGUCUCCAUUGUCUUGAAGAUUUCGGAGCUCACACUAACUAUACGGAGCUUGCCCUCCGAGAGCUCGGAUUCAAUAAUGUAUUCCCGCACACUGGAAUUCAGACACAGAUCAACCUGCAUGGAAAGCACGUGUUUCCAUUGGUCACAGGGACGUUUGGUGGCGUAGAUUUCUUCCAUUCGGUGCUAGGAGAGGCCACGGAUCAUUUCACGCAAUCCGAAGUUGAUGAGGUGAAUACUGCGCUCUCUGAUGCCGCAGGGCUGACCACCAAUACCAAAGGGGGUGGAGGUGGAGACCCCUGUGGUUCGCUUUGCGAUGCCUUAAGCAAAGUACCUGGAACUGGUAAUCUUAUCCAAGAAGCGCUCUCUCUGAAAGCAUCUUCCGAUGCCCAGGCUAAUGCGAAUGCUCAACGCGGCAUUGGUGGAGGCUACGACGCCUACAGCAGCUCACGAGCCGGACCACCUCAACAUGGGCAACAUGGAGGAUACCAACAACCCAUGACCUUCGACGCCCCUCCGGGCUCCGUCGGUGGCCCACCAGGCCCCGACAUCCCAGGUACAAACCUCGAUCCCUCGACCGUGAUCCCUAGGAUCUACCCGAUCCUCGAAUUCCGCGACAAAGUCGUGCGGUCCAUCUCCGCUAUCGUGUCCAAAAUUCCCGGACUCGAAAAACUCAUCGAAACCAUCACUGAGCGUGUAACGCUCUUCGUGCUGUCCCUGCUCGCGCCUUUCGUCCAGCCCAUCAUUACAGCUGCGUCACAGCAACUCAAGCUUUCGUCUUCGGCGUUAGUAGAGAGCAGUGGCAAGCAUCAAUUCGAACCCUGGACGGACGUGUAUUCGACGAACCCCACUCAUUCGAUGCUCAGUAAAGACCACUUUUCCAACAUCCUCAACGAACCCGCUGGUCAAGUUGCGACGGCUAUCCUGCAGUUCGUGGCACCGCGCGUUGUGUACGCGUGGGACCAUCCUGAUGUUCCAGUUGACCAAGUCUUGAAUGAUUGCGUCCAGGUGUUCCACCAUCCUGCGAUCCGGGAUCAAAGGUCCGAAAUUCACCGGAACAUGUUCGAUGUUGUUAAGAGAUGGGUUGAUAAGCGACCGGAUCAUGGACAUAGUCUGAACAAUAUCCUGAGCUCGGAAUCGGUCCGCGCGGGUAAGAAUCACAGCGGGCAAAACGACCACACGCACGGCCACGGCGGACAUGGAAACGCGGGUUUUGGUUCCUAUGGCGGAGGUCAGAGCCACGGCCAUGGAGGACACUCGGGAGGCGGCGGCGGGCAUGCUCACUCUGGAUCUGGAGGCGGCGGCGGCGGCAAUCUUCUCGGUUCCCUAACAUCAAACCUCCCCGGCGGACUCGGCCAAAAAUUAAGUCCAGGCUUCAACCUCCUCUCCACCGGCCGUCCGCGAGAAGUCGGCGACGACUUCGGUCGGCCCUCUUCAUCCGGUGACCCCUACGCACAAGAUCCAAACCAAGGAUACUCCCCCCAACCCUCUCCCGGCCUCCCCGCUUCAAACUGGGGCUCGUUCCAGCCAUACCAAUCCUCGUACGCCGAAGGUCAAUCGACUGAAGGAUACACGUACGAUGCACCUGCUCCCAGCGGCGACGCUUGGGGCCAUGGACAAUAUUCAGGCGGACAGGGCGCAGAGCCCGCGUAUACGGUGCCGACGGCUUACCAGCAGGGGUACGAGGAUUACUCUGGCGGAGCUGGCGCACCGCCAGCGGCUGGGGGUUAUGAUGCUGGAGUGGGGGGGUAUGGAGGGUAUGGACAGGGACAGGGACAAGGACAAGGACAACAGCAGGAAGGGGCAGGAAGGGCGUGGGGAUCUGGCGGUGGGAGCUCAGGUUGGUAAUUUUUGGAGCGUGAUUGGUAUACUUCAUUCAAGACGUGUAUUUGAACUGCUGGGUGGGCUAGUUGCCGGGAUUUGGCGGAGUUGGGAGAGGACGCAGGCUUCUGCCUAGUUCUAUGUUAGUCGAAUCUAUCCAUGUUUUGGAUGUUCUAGUGCAAGGAAGUCCGAGGGAUGGGGUAAAUUAGGUAGGUAGAUAUUUCUCUAAUCUUCUCCAACUGUCGGGGUGUUUCCUUUCUCUAAGAUAGGCGGGUUUCCGUGCCGAGGGGGGCGCAGAUGGAUGGAUAGGUGGGAGUAGGAUAUAAA